This is a messenger RNA of Zychaea mexicana, 895 nucleotides long. RefSeq lists its product as uncharacterized. The coding region runs from base 270 to 803 and encodes 177 amino acids. The record is from RefSeq and is a predicted model, not a curated record. The transcript has a single exon. NCBI's taxonomy places the organism in Eukaryota, Fungi, Mucoromycota, Mucoromycetes, Mucorales, Lichtheimiaceae.
GGUGGGGUAGAGGGAAUAUAGGUAGUGGGUGUCUGAUCUGAAGGCUGUUGAUUUGUGGAGCACAGCAGGCUCCGCGCAUGAAAGAUUCGAGUAUCUCUGCUGUAAAUUGUCCAUCAUACGCUUUUCGCAGCAGCUGAAAGAUUCUGGAACCCUGUAGUAUAUAAAAGCAAACUCGGCGAUAAUUGUCUUUUCCACUAACUCUUUCUCUCCUCUUUCUCAUUCUUUUGUUCCGUUCUCCCAACCUUCCUCAUAACAACACAGACUUAACGAUGAUGAUGUUAGCCAGCCGAGCACCACAAUUCGCCACCGAAAUAUAUCCUCAUUCAUCACCGAGCACAAACCUUGCUGCCGACGAUUUUUACCAUACCUUACAAUCGAUUCUUGAUGAAGAAGAAGAAGAAGACGAGUUUGACGACGAGAUCAACCUAUCCAUUCAUAACCGUAACAGAUGCAGUAAUAAACACAGUAAUACCAGUAACAACAGCAGCAGUAACCAUUCAGUGACCAGAUCCCUCCAUGAUGCCAUCGCUACUACGAUCGCCUGUCGAAUCGAUAAAUCUCCGGUGUGGCACAAUCGAGGGGUCAAAUGUACUGCGUCCAUCAUCAACGCUGUCGAUACCUCCUAUGGUGACUCCUGGAUUAAGGGAUCUGCAAGCAUUGCCGCAACCAGAAAUUUGCGGUCGGUAGCUGCUAGCAGUAGUAGCAGCACUAGCAGCACUAGCAGUAGUAGUAGCAAUAGUGCCUCGGCGACUCGAAGGAGAUCGAGCAUCCAACUCUCUACCAUCACCGAAGAAGAAGAAUGAACAACUUACUGCUUUUUUUCUCUUCUGUAAUUUUUUCUUUGUUUUGAAAAUAAAAUUGUUUUAAUAACCUUUUUUUUUAUUUUUGAUAUGAU